CCCCUGUGCAUCUUCACAUGGCGAUGGUUGUGAUGGAUAUGCCCCUUUUCUCUAGCCGAAUGGGCCGACUACAAAAUCUUGUGGGUGGCCCAUAUUGAUCCUGUAUCUGGACUGCCAGAAUAAGGGUCUCGAGUUCUCGGCGGUCUUCUCCGGAUGCCUGCCUACCGAUCGUGACGGAGUUACACGAUGGCCCGCCUCGGCAUAAUUACAUGCCUUGUCAGCUUUUUUCUUGGAACCUUUUUUGUGAUCCAACUCCUCUCCAACCCCGGUGUCUCGCAGCAGCGAAGAUGGCUCAGGUUCCCCUCGAGCCAAAGGGCUGGCAGGGCACGGUAUGGUGACAUCGAUGACGAUGUGUAUCUACUCGGCGUGGGAAAGGCCGACAUUACUGGGCCUGUCGCCGAGAUCAUCUUCAUGGGCUAUGCGAAUUCGGAGCAAGUCGGCUCCGGACUUCGCCAGAGGCUCUAUUCCCGCGCUUUCAUCGUUGGAAGCCGCGAGAAUCCAGAAAAUAGAUUUGUGUAUAUCGUCUUGGAUACCGUCGCUGGUGAUACAGCCAUCAGGGACGGAAUCCUGAAGGGCCUUGCCGAGCUUGGCGGCGAGUACGUCCACUAUGGUCAGCACAACCUGGCCCUGACUGGAACACACUCGCAUGCAGGCCCUGGAGCGUGGUUGAACUCAUUGAUCCCGCAGAUAAGCACUAACGGGUUCAACAAAGAGAGCUAUCAAGCCAUCGUUGAUGGUACGAUCCUCUCAAUCAAAAGAGCACAUGAAUCCUUGGCCCCUGGGCGACUGAGCUUCGCGUCGGGCCAGCUUGACAAUACCAGUAUCAACAGAAGUCCGUUCGCAUAUCUCGCAAAUCCAGAGGAGGAGCGGGCUCGAUAUAAUGGAGACACCGAAAAGCAAUUCUCGCUCCUAAGAUUUGACCGUGAAGAAGACGACAAGACAAUUGGCGUGCUCACGUUCUAUUCGGUGCACGGGACCUCGCUGUACCGAAACAAUACUCUUGUAUCAGGUGAUAACAAGGGAGUCGCUUCCUACCUCUUCGAACGCGGCGUGCGACAUGAUCACAGGUUUGCGAAAGACUUCGUUGCUGGAUUUUCUCAAUCAUCCGUUGGAGAUGUCUCGCCAAACAUCGAGGGCGCAUUUUGCGAGGACACUGGGCUUCCCUGCAAAUUCGAGGACAGUACAUGCAAUGGAAAAGCGGUUCUAUGCCACGGACGUGGGCCCUUCUUCCGUGAGAAGGACGAGGGUUCAAAGAGCUGCUUCGAAAUUGGUCGGCGCCAGUUUUUCGCUGCCCUGAAUCUUUAUGGUAAGAUGGAUCGGCAGACCGUCCGGGGAUCGUCUGCAGUCUCUUCGUUCCACACAUUCCAAGACUUUUCCAAAUACAAGUUCAUCUCACCGUUCAACAAGAGCAGAGAAUUGACCUCUUGCUCUGCUGCCCUUGGUUUUGCUUUUGCUGGUGGAACUACCGACGGGCCGGGGUACUUUGAUUUCACCCAAAAUGGCACAGACUCUCCAAGCACGAGAAAUCCGCUCUGGAACUUUGCCAGAGACCUUCUCCAUCCGCCAACUAAACAGCAGAAGGAGUGCCACAGCCCAAAGAAAAUUCUCCUGGACGUGGGCGAGCUUCACUUCCCUUACCAAUGGACGCCAAAUAUUGUGGACAUCCAGCUUCUCCGCGUUGGUCAGGUGGUCAUCAUCGUAUCCUCCGGGGAAGUCUCGACGAUGGCUGGUCGUCGCUGGAGGGAAGCUGUGGCGAAAACCGCCAAACAUGCUCUCGAUAUCUCAGAACCCAUCGUUCUCUUGGGCGGCCCAGCAAACACCUAUGUCCAUUAUAUCACCACUGAAGAGGAAUACGGCAUCCAACGCUACGAGGGUGCCUCGACUCUCCACGGCCCACACACGCUUGCGGCUCAUGUAAAUCUAACCCUCACUUAUCUCCCCAAUCUUGCAGAAGACGCGACCUCUUUGCCACCUGUUCCACCAGGCCCGAGCCCUGAGGUCAACACCAAUCGAUCGAUGUCUUUUAUCCUUCCCGUCGUCCUGGAUACACCACCGAUCCAGAAGAACUUCGGAGACGUGCUUUCGGGCCCAUCUUCAGACCAGGUGUUCCGGCCCGGUGAUAUCGUUAAAACUAAGUUCGUGGCUGCCAAUCCACGGAAUAACUUCCGACUUGAAGGCACUUUUGCCGCCGUUGAACGGCAGACCGGCCGGAACACAUGGGAGGUUGUCCGUGACGAUUCGGACUGGAAUUUGGUGUACCACUGGGGACGCAAGAGCCCUGGACUCAGCUCCAGUGCGGUUACCAUCGAAUGGGAAAUUGAGAACGACUAUUACUCUAUCGGCUCUCCGAGGGUCCAGAGCGGCACCUACCGCAUGAUAUACUAUGGAGAUGCGAAAGGUUGGGAUGGAAAGAUUCGUGGAUUCAAGGGAACUGGUCCAAGCUUCAAAGUUUCUGCUUAA
This is a messenger RNA of Coccidioides posadasii C735 delta SOWgp, 2460 nucleotides long. RefSeq lists its product as uncharacterized. Gene Ontology annotation, molecular function: N-acylsphingosine amidohydrolase activity. Lineage: Eukaryota; Fungi; Ascomycota; Eurotiomycetes; Onygenales; Onygenaceae. Gene Ontology annotation, cellular component: extracellular region. Gene Ontology annotation, biological process: long-chain fatty acid biosynthetic process; ceramide catabolic process; sphingosine biosynthetic process. The record is from RefSeq and is a predicted model, not a curated record.